CCCAAGUAAAAGCUGAGCACGGCAACUUCACCUGUAACCCCAGCAGUGGCAGAGGUGUGCAGGGACAGGUGGAUACCUGGGGCCUGUUGGCCACCCAGUUUAUCUGAAAUACUGAAAUAACGGGCUCCGUGUUCAGUGAGAGACCCUGUCUCAAAAAAAUGAGAUGGAGAGCAACCGAAGACACCCGGCCAAAGUGUUGAGGUGACCACAGCAACCCUAGCGAGGGCUGGCCAGGAGCCAUCCAUCACAGGUCAUCACUGGGAGCGGGAGAGUGGACUUCGACCAAAGAGGGGUCGCUAGGAUACGAGGCCAGACGCAGAGGGGGCCCCUGGGAUCAGCCUGGAGGCCCAGAGAGCCCAGCAGCAGGCCAGCAGAGAGCAGCCAGGUGGAGCGGAACCAGCCUGUGGGGGCGCACUCCGAGGCCAGCAUGCCCAGGACCAGACAGGGCAGCCGUCGAGGGUCGUCGUCGUCGUCCUCCUCGUCGUCUCGCCGCUCCCGCACCUCCAGAGCCGAGCUGACCUUCUCUGUGAGCCUGGUGGAACACCAUCUUCGGGAGAGCGGCCAUGCCCGGCGGCUGAGCGAAACGGUGCCCAUCUUGCUGACUGCCAUCCUGGAGUUCCUGACCCGCAGGCUGCUGGAGCUGGCAGGCAAUGAGGCCCAACGCCGAGGCGCACAGAGGCUCAUCACUCCGGAGCUGCUGGACGUGACUGUCUACAACAACACGCUGCUCAGCGAACUGUUCCAAUUCGUCACCAUCUCCCAGGUGGCCCCGGCUGGUCGCCCUCCUCGUGGGCAUGGCCGUCAACGCUAGCUCCUACCUGCUGCUCGUGCUGCCGCUGGCUGGCUCUGGGUUGCUGACCCGCCCAUCCGCCCCAUCUAUCCGUCGGGCAUCAGUUCAUCCCACCCAAACGUUCCCACAGACAGCCCUGCGCGGCUGCUCAGCCUCGUCCCUUCCUUCUCUCCCUGUUGUGCUCUUAUUAAAAAGCUUGAGUUCGAGAACCCCAUAGGUUUGCUUCCCUGGC
Messenger RNA from Onychomys torridus (southern grasshopper mouse), 1022 nucleotides. RefSeq names its product histone H2A-Bbd type 2/3-like. Gene Ontology annotation, molecular function: protein heterodimerization activity; DNA binding; structural constituent of chromatin. The transcript has a single exon. Gene Ontology annotation, cellular component: nucleosome. Bases 428 to 811 code for a protein of 127 amino acids. The record is from RefSeq and is a predicted model, not a curated record. NCBI's taxonomy places the organism in Eukaryota, Metazoa, Chordata, Mammalia, Rodentia, Cricetidae.